Molecule: messenger RNA, 1617 nt
Organism: Necator americanus (New World hookworm)
Lineage: Eukaryota; Metazoa; Nematoda; Chromadorea; Rhabditida; Ancylostomatidae
Exons: 15
Coding region: 1-1617 (538 amino acids)
Biological process (GO): proteolysis
Molecular function (GO): serine-type exopeptidase activity; dipeptidyl-peptidase activity
Source: RefSeq, a predicted model, not a curated record
AUGUUUGGCUUAUUUUUGGUGAUUUUUACGCUGUCAUCUGCGAUAGCUGUACAUUUUUCGCCUGUUAUUUUCGGUAGACCUCAUGGUGGUUUCUUAAAGGCACCGGACACAGCGGGACCCCAAACGGAGAACAAGUACCUGAUAUUCUCAAAUAUCACACAAAAAGUGGAUCAUUUCAAUGGAAACUCGAAAGCCACGUGGUUACAGCGUUAUGGGUACAAUUCGAAAUUCUACAAUCCAAGCAAAGGACUAGUGUUUUUAAUGAUUGGUGGAGAAGGUAGCAUCUCUCCUCCUGGUGAUAAAUGGAUUCGUGAUGAAAGUAUCACAAUGAUGCAGUGGGCAAAAGAUUUCGGUGCGGCCGCAUUUCUACUUGAACAUCGAUUUUAUGGACCGAAGGAAAAUUCGCCUACGGGAAAACAAGACACCGAAUCCUUGAAACUUCUCUCCAUCGAUCAAGCGUUGGAGGAUAUCAAAGAGUUCAUUGAUCAAAUGAAUGCAAAAUAUUUUCCGAAAACAAAAACGCGUUGGGUGACGUUUGGUGGAUCAUAUCCUGGAUCUCUGUCUGCUUUUUUCCGUGAGACCUAUCCAGAGUAUACGAUCGGAGCGAUGAGCUCUUCGUCAGCAGUCGAGGUGUUUGUCGAUUACUACGGUUACCUAGUACAUACUGAGGAAAAUUAUCGAGCGGAGAAUAACAAGUGUGCGGAAAAUAUACGCACCGCAUUCACGAAUAUGCAAAAAUUAGCGUACAGCGGGAAAGAUGGUCGUGAGAGGCUUCGGAAUAUUUUCAAUCUUUGUCAAUCAUUUGAUGAGACCAACGUCGUCAAAUCACUGCAAUUCUUCUAUUCUAAUGUGAUCGGGUACUUUCAAGCUAUCAAUCAAUAUUCUGGCGAUAACAGAGACGAAGCCACCCGUAACGGAAUGGGUAUACCGAUGGCUUGUCAAAUUAUGAACAAUUCGACAGAUGUCGAUGAAAUGGUCAGAGUGAAAAAAAUCAUGGAUUGGUACGUUACAAUGUAUGGAGCAAAACCAGGCUGCUAUCCGAACAGUUAUAAGAACUACGUUGACUAUUAUCGUGAUACGAGCUACAAUAACAAGCUUCUCGACGAUGUUGUUGCAAUGCGAGGAUGGAUUUGGCAGACAUGCACCGAGCUCGGCUACUUCCAAACCACUGACGGAGGGAAUAAUGGUAUUUUUGGUAGCACCUUACCGGUGGAUUUCUACUCUGAUCAGUGCAUUGACCUUUUCGGCCCGGAAUAUACAUUGACAUCAACGUAUGAAAGGGUUGCAAAAGUUCUCAAGAAAUACGGAGGAGCUAAUGCUUACAGGGGCACUAAGGCAGCAUUCACUAAUGGUUCUAUCGAUCCGUGGAAGUCACUUGGGCUUCUGAAGGGAAAUCCUGCGAAUAAAGUUGAUGCAUUCUUGAUAGAAGGUACUGCUCAUUGUGCUGAAAUGUAUCCAGCGUCACCAAAGGAUCGUAAGUCAUUGACGGACGCUAGAGUUCGUCUGAAGGCACAACUCAGUGACUGGAUUAAGGACGCUGCUACUCGUUCAGGAAAUACUGCAACACUCGGUUUCAUCACUUCAAUCCUGGUUCUACUCAGUUCUGUUCACUUAUGA